GCCGCACGCGCGUUGAACACUGACAACAGUGACAAGGUGGAGGAACGCAGAGCGCGACUUUUGGCCGUCCAGAAUUGUCAACAUCUCUCGACGGCUUUCGAGCUAGAUAGGCUCACGAAGCGCGCUUGAAGUGCGGUGCUUGGCCUUGCGCCCCAUCUAUGACUGAGCGGCCGCACGAGCAGCUUCAACAGACAAGGGAGGAGGCUAAUCCGAGCAAAUUUGAUGUCGUCUGGGCCUCCGAGGAUCCUGAAAAUCCCUUUCACUGGUCUACUGGUAAAAAAGCAGUGGUUGCAUGUGCUUGCCUGCUAUUGACACUACAAGUGGCGAUUGCUAGCGUCUGCUAUGCUUGGAUAUCUGACGAAGUCGCUCGCGAGUUUGAUUUGUCCAGUACAGUAUCCCUCCUUGGUAUUUCGCUCUUCACUAUGGGGUAUGCCAUUGCUCCGCUCAUCCUUGCGCCCAUCAGCGAGUUAUAUGGCCGCAAACCUGUCUUGUUGGUAACCUUUGCCAUCUUCGUCGUUUUGCAGCUUCCCACUGCUUUGGCGCCAAACUUUAUUUGUAUUGCAUUGUGUCGUUUCUUGGCCGGUGCUGCUUCCUCUACAGGUGGCGCCAUGGUCGGCGGUACAUUGGCUGAUAUGUACACGACUGAUACCCGCGGUUCGCUCAUGGAAUACUUUACGGCCGCAACGCUUCUUGGCUCACCCGUCGGCAGCGUCUUCCCGGCCUAUGUCGUUGCUGCACCAAACCUAGGUUGGCGUUGGGUGUUUUGGAUACAACUCAUCAUCGAUGGAGUGAUCUUGUUGGCCUUCUUUGUGGUUCUCAGCGAGACUCGAGGCUCAGUGAUUCUUUCGAGACGGGCCUUUGACUUACGACAAUCAACUGCAGAUGAUGCAGAUGAUCGUUACAGAUACCAAGGCGACGUCAACAAAGAGUCUUUUAGCGCCAUGGUCCGCUCGUCAUUGACAUUUCCAUUCAUGUUUCUCUUCUGUGAGCCUAUUGUUGCAUUCCUGAGCUUAUGGGUUGCAUUCGCAUGGGGCAUCUUGUAUCUUUUUCUCAUCGCUGUGCCACUCGUCUAUACUCAAGUCUUUGGCUGGGUUGAUGGCAAACGUUCGCUACCUUUUCUUGCGAUGGCCGUCGGCUGUACAAUUUCCCUGGCAUUUGCUCCUCUUCAGAAUCGGUGGUACUUGCGCGCGAGUAAGUCCCAACCAAACCACUUCAAUCCUGAAGCAAGAUUAUACACAAGCAUGUUUGGGUCGCUCUCUUUCACCAUUGGCAUCUUCAUUUUUGGCUGGUCAGCAAAAGACGUUGACAGUCACUGGAUCGGGCCUGCAAUCGGCAUUGUUUGCGUAACAUUUGGCAUCUUUUCUAUUUACAGUGCCGUCUUCUCCUAUCUGAGUGAUUGCUAUGGUACCUGGACAAGCUCAGCACUGGCUAGUCAAUCCUUCUUGCGCAAUAUUUUCGCUUCGUCAUUUGCAUUAUUUGGCAAACAGCUCUACCAGCAACUCGGCAUACAAUGGGCAUCAUCGCUGCUUGGAUUUCUGUGUCUCAUGUUGAGCUUCACGCCUUUCGUUCUGUUUCGCUAUGGUGCCCAGAUCAGAGCCGCCUCAAAAUUCGCCACCAGCAACGCUACAGUGAGUCAUGUACAACGACCACAGCAAGGCAAGGAUGGUGGAGAGCGCAUCUGGCUCAAGGGCUAGAAGAGCGAUGCAAGUCAUAGAUCCCAGGAACUGCGUCGUCUAUCUCGUCCAUUGCACACCACGAAAGGUUCUUCUAGCGACUGAGUUUUACGCGCAUCGCAGAAAAUCUGGAUGACUACCGAACACUUGGUGACGAAAAGGGCGCAGGGAUUCAUCUCACUCUUGCAGUCAAGCGACCGCAGUACAAUGGGACGCCGCCUGAAUC
This is a messenger RNA of Protomyces lactucae-debilis, 1899 nucleotides long. Its product is annotated as major facilitator superfamily domain-containing protein. Gene Ontology annotation, biological process: transmembrane transport. The record is from RefSeq and is a predicted model, not a curated record. Gene Ontology annotation, molecular function: transmembrane transporter activity. The transcript has 2 exons. Bases 159 to 1694 code for a protein of 511 amino acids. Gene Ontology annotation, cellular component: membrane. Lineage: Eukaryota; Fungi; Ascomycota; Taphrinomycetes; Taphrinales; Protomycetaceae.